Molecule: messenger RNA, 1556 nt
Organism: Ciona intestinalis (vase tunicate)
Lineage: Eukaryota; Metazoa; Chordata; Ascidiacea; Phlebobranchia; Cionidae
Source: RefSeq, a predicted model, not a curated record
UUAGGAACUUUGGUAGUUUAGGUAUUAUAUACAAAUGUGUAAGCAACUGAUUGAAGCAGUAGGACAAUACCAAUAAGAGGCUGUGACUCUGCAAGUAAAUCAAGCUUAUAUUUUGCUGUUCACAUGAUGUAUGGAAGUUGGUGUAUAAGAAGAAUAGCUUCAUCGCUUAGAAGGGGAGGCCAAUCAACAAAUGUCGCUUUUAAACAACUAAAGUCGUUACCGAUCCAGCAUUCACGUCAUUCGGUCACCGUGGCAACUAAUAUUAACACGGGAACUCGUAAAGUUGUUGGCUGGUGGUUAGCUGGCUGUUGUGGAAUGACUGUUGGUGCUGUUGUUAUUGGAGGGGUUACAAGACUAACAGAGUCCGGCUUAUCAAUGGUGGAUUGGCAUCUUAUCAAAGGCAUGAAACCUCCGCAUACAGAGGAGGAAUGGAUGGAAGAGUUUGGAAAAUAUCAACAAUAUCCAGAGUUUAAAAUAUUAAACCACGACAUGACCCUCAAGGAGUUCAAGUUUAUCUGGCACAUGGAGUACGGACAUAGGAUGUGGGGCCGAAUGAUCGGCGUCGCUUAUUUCCUCCCCAUGUUUUACUUUAUGGGUCGCGGUUGGUUGAACAAGGGUAUGAAGAUAAGAACAGGAUUGCUUGGUGGGCUCCUAGUGUUCCAGGGGCUACUGGGUUGGUACAUGGUCAAGAGUGGCCUGGAGGAUAAUUUUAAAAGCAGUGAUAUACCCCGUGUUAGUCAAUACAGGUUGGCCAGCCAUCUGGGCUCCGCAUUCCUACUUUACACUGGUUUACUGUGGAGUAGUUUGUCCAUCCUGCUGCCUCAGAAACCAAUACCUACCACUAAAGCUAUAGGAUCAUUACGAAGGCUUGUGUACAGCACCAAAGGCCUUGUGUUUAUAACUGCAUUAUCAGGUGCCUUUGUUGCUGGUUUAGAUGCAGGAUUAACAUACAACACUUAUCCUAAGAUGGCAGAUCGGUGGUUGCCAUCAGAUUUGUUAGGUUUUAAACCUAAAUGGUUGAAUUUCUUUGAGAACCCAACAACAGUUCAGUUUGAUCAUAGGUUACUGGGCCAUGCUACUUUAGCAUUAGUUACAUACACUUGGUACAAAGUGCGUAAAACUCCAGGCUUACACCCCAGGAUAUUACUCGCAUCUAACUUAAUGCUGGGAAUGGGUUGGCUACAGGUUAUUCUUGGGAUUUCAACUUUAUUAACAUUUGUUCCAACGCAUCUUGCUGCUACACAUCAGUCUGGUUCAUUAACUUUGUUAUCAUUCACUGUAUGGCUUGCCCAUGAACUAAAAAGGAUACCUAAGUAACUGUUGCACUUCAUGAGGAGCGGACAGUAUCACAAAACACCUAAAUUGUGAAGCUAUCUUUGAUGGACUUUUCACACAGUAGAAUGUAUUGGUAACACCAUGAGUUAAUGCUUGUAAAACAAGCUGCUUUGAACUGUGUGUUUGAUGCUGCCAACAAUGUUGUUGUUCAAAAUAAACAAUGUUUGUUUGGAGAUUAUGUGCUAAAGUGCUUUUGACCAAUAAAUUCUCAAUAUUUUAAA